Molecule: messenger RNA, 1014 nt
Organism: Pseudomyrmex gracilis
Lineage: Eukaryota; Metazoa; Arthropoda; Insecta; Hymenoptera; Formicidae
Product: coiled-coil domain-containing protein 43
Exons: 3
Coding region: 347-973 (208 amino acids)
Source: RefSeq, a predicted model, not a curated record
GGCGGGGCAAUACUUGAAAUGCGUUCGCGACCUCGCUCUCCUCAGUUUUUCUCCGUCCGGAUAGAUCGAGUGAGAUAAAAAGAGCGCAAGAUUUUUCGCGAAAGUAGGGUAUAGGUAAAAUGCGCGACGAUUCCGAGUGAUGUCGGCGUCCUCGUCGUCGUCGAGAUGAUCACCCACGAUCACUGGCGAGUGACAUCCGGUGUCAAAAUGUGAUAGCACAGUUUAGGCGCUAUCUAUUUUCGGACCCGACGACAAACGAGAGCAUAAGGGAGGUGCGUUGCUUCUUCUAUUUCGAAUCCUAAUCGAGCGCGCGAAGAGAAGUGCCGGGUGAUAAACUCGCGAAAGUAUGGCGGUCGCGUCGAAUUCUUUCGAUGCCUGGCUGAGCAAGAAGCUCCAAGAGUUGAACACGGACGAGAGUGUCUUCGGUACUUACAUUAAAGGUAUUCUCGAGGGCGACGAGACCGAGGAUGAGAAGACCGAGGCACUCGAGAGCAUACUCACGGGCAUAACGGAAGAUAAUAUUGGCAAACACAUAGCAGAAAUCUUAAGUGCAUGGGCAGAAUGGUUUCCAGCUAACAAUGUAGCUGUAGCCUCUGUACCAGCCGAAGAUGUGGACGUCAGACUAGCCCGGAUGCUGGAAUCACAGAGUCUGCCUACGACAACUCAGAGAUGUUACACAGAAGAGGAGAAACAAUUGCGAGAAGCCAUAUUGGCGCAGUACAGUCAUAUGUCCGAAGAAGAAAAUAGCGAGGGAAAUGGGGAGGAAGAUGGAGCGAGCGGUGGUGACUGUGGGAUCGAGAAAAAUUUAAACGUAGCGACAAUCAUACAACAAGAAAGAGAAAAACGAGAAAAAGCUAAACUUGAGAGUCAGAAAAAGAAGGAGAAGGAUAAAGAAGACAGGGAAAAGCAAAAGCAAUUGAAAGAAGAAAAGAAGGAGAAAAGAAAAACCCAAAAGGGAGAGAGACGUAGGUAGCAUCGAAACAAAAUCUACGCAAGAUUUACCUCAACAUUGAA